This is a messenger RNA of Verticillium nonalfalfae, 1770 nucleotides long. RefSeq lists its product as uncharacterized. Gene Ontology annotation, molecular function: CoA-ligase activity. The coding region runs from base 1 to 1770 and encodes 589 amino acids. The transcript has 5 exons. The record is from RefSeq and is a predicted model, not a curated record. Lineage: Eukaryota; Fungi; Ascomycota; Sordariomycetes; Glomerellales; Plectosphaerellaceae. Gene Ontology annotation, biological process: secondary metabolic process.
AUGAAAAUCUACAAGUCAUCCGACAUCAACAUUCCCAGGGACCUCAAUCUUACUGAACUAUUGCACACCACAGCUUUUCCCAUUCCCGAAUCACACCUCAUUGCAUCCGAUAGCCUCACCAACAGAAGUACGACUCUGGGGGAGCUCCGAGAUCGAGCUGGUCGUCUCGCAAAAGGGCUGUACGACCAAUUGAACCCACCAGACCAAGCACGCUGGGCCAUCGUGCUACCGAACAGCGUAGACUUUCUCGAGAUAUUCCAUGCUAUCCUGUGGACCGGUGGUGUAGUCUGUCCUGUAAACCAUGCCUUACGGUAUUCAGAAAUAGGUCCAGGGCUCGCAGUCGCCCGCCCGCAUUUUGUUGUUGCAUAUGGCCCUGUUGUCCAUGUGGUCGAACAGGCUCUCGAUUUCGCCGCCGAGAUGCUCGUCAAAGAAAAGGGGAGUUGGACUCGGCCUCGUGUAAUUUCUAUCGUCCUUCCUGCUCCCGGACUGAAACACAUAUCGUCCGAUUUUAUCGCCGCGACGCGUCUUCCGGUUCCGCACUUCGACGAUACGUCAAUCCGUCUUGCCUCCAUCCAUCUCUCCUCGGGAACAACAGGUCAGCCCAAAGGCGUCGAGCUCACUCACCAAAACUUUGUCGCAAACGUCUUGCAGCUCCUCGCCUUCGAUGCGCCAGGGGGGCACAAGAUGUUCCAUCCGGCCGCGCGCACGGUUGCCUUCACGCCGUGGGCCCAUAUUGCGAACACAACAGCGCCACUGUUCCUCGGGCCUUACGCAGGCAUGCUUCACCAUGCGAUGCCAGUUUACAACUUGGAGCAAUUCGCCAGACUGGUUGGCUCCGUGCAAGCCACGUCGUUCCAGGGCGUUCCAAGUGUUGUCCUGGCCUUGGGAGACUCGGACGUGACAGCGAAAUACGACUUCUCCGCUGCACGCGUCAUAGCUGUUGGCGGUGUGCCGCUCAAGAAAGCUCAGCUCGAGAAGCUCCUGGCUCGAGCGCCAUGGCGGCUUUGUCAAGCCUAUGGCAUGACGGAAGCAGCCGGAUACGUCGCUUAUCAGGAAUAUGACGAGGUUCUAUACGACGGAUGCACAGGUAAGUUGUUACCCGGAAUCGAGGCGUGUCUCAAACAGGAGGGAGGGGUGGAAGAUGUGCCAGAUGGGGAAACAGGAGAAUUGUGGCUGCGUGGGCCCAACAUUUCGAGAGGAUAUGCAUUCGAUGCUGAGGCAAACGAACGGGCCUUUCCGAUGCCAGGGUGGUACAACACUGGCGACGUGUGCCGCAUAGAUGAGCAAGGAAGAGUAUCUAUUGUUGGGCGAACUAAGGACCUUAUCAAGUAUAAGGGAUUCCAAGUGAGCCCUGCAGAGCUUGAGGUCAAGCGCAAGUUUGUCAUCGCGAUUGUGCCAACAGCGUCAGUGGCGAAACGCGACGAGUUCAUCAACGAACUAGCCAAAUCCGCCCAUGAGGCCCAGGUAAACGAAGAUGGGACGCUGAAAUAUGCCGUCCUUACAUCGCGCGAUAUUGCUAGGGAGACAGACAUCUGGGUGGUUGAGGAAUACGUUAACGAGGCUGCUUUCGACCACCACAUGUCUCUUCCCUCUGUCAACGCCAUGCGGGCCUGGAUGGGUGAAAACGUUGGACCAAAGCCUCCGACGAUGCAUAUCCUCACGUACCCAUCAGAUUCAUUUCAAUUCUCGCGGCAACAGGUCAAUGAACAUACCGACCCUUGGAUCAUCAUCGCGGAACUCAAUUACAUGGUUGGAGGUGUUGGCCUAUGA